Molecule: messenger RNA, 369 nt
Organism: Colletotrichum gloeosporioides
Lineage: Eukaryota; Fungi; Ascomycota; Sordariomycetes; Glomerellales; Glomerellaceae
Exons: 2
Coding region: 1-369 (122 amino acids)
Source: RefSeq, a predicted model, not a curated record
AUGCCCGCUGUUCUCAGUGGUCGUGUCAUCAAUGGCCCCGUGUUCAGCGAUCUUCUCGGUCUCAAGGAGGUCCCUAAGCUUGACGUCGAGAAGUUCGGUACUUGUAACGUCCCUUCGUACGUCUUUGAUCCGUGCGACCUCCAGAAUGAGAGUCAGCAGAGAAAGGGCGUCAGGAUUGUCGCCUCCUUCCCCGCUAGCGGUGUUGUCCGGUAUGAAAACGUCCCUCCCGCUUGUUUGGACCUUUUUACCAUUAUCGGAGGUUCUUGCAACGUCGUCACCGUCCGCCCUACCUCCUGUGGUACGGCCUGCAUUCAGUGGGCUGGUCUGUCUGAUAAAGAGAUGGCCCUACUCAAGGACCCAAAGUACUGA